AUGGCUACCCCCAGUGUUCUUACCUUUGAUGCUGAGGGUCGUGCUGUUGACUUUGAGGUCUGGGUCGAUGACCUCCAGCUGUUCCUACAGUGCGAUAGGGUAGACGGACUCUCCCUGUUCGAUCUCACCUCUGGUGCCUCCCCUGCCCCGCCUGCUACUGCUGACAGCACUGUUCGCUCACAGUGGGCCACACGCGAUGCUGCUGCCCGUCUUGUUGCGCGUCGCCACUUACCGACCACUAAGCGUGCGCACUUUAGCCAGUACAAGAGUGCUAAGACCUUGUACGACGCUGUAGUUGCACGCUACUCUUCCCCUACCACUGCUGCGCUGAGCCGCCUCAUGCUACCGUACCUCUUCCCUGACCUUGCUGCCUUUCCCACAGUCGCUAACCUCAUUACGCACCUCCGCACUAGUGACACUCGCUACCGCGCUGCGCUUUCUGCUGAGCUCUGUGCCAAGAACCCCCCCCCCCCCAUGUACAUCACCCUCUACUACAUAGUCACCCGGCUCCCUGACUCCCUUCGCUUAGUCAGGGACCACUUCCUCUCAGUUUCCCUCACCACACUCACCGUUGACCUCCUCGAGGAGCGCCUCCUAGCAACAGAGAAGAGCAUAGUCGCUGUAGGAGCCUCUCGUGGUGACCCUCGCACCCCCAUCUUUGAGGGGUGUUCCCCUUCCCCCCUCCUGCCCUCUAUUGCUUCAGCUGCUGCGGCCGACCUCGUUGGUUUCGAGUCGGUCGGCGCUGCGUCUACCCCUAGCGAGAGACGCCGCACCGGCAAGGGCAAGGGGGGCAAGGGCGCUGGAGGGGCUAGCGGGGGCGGUGGAGGUGGUGGUGGAGGCAAUGGAGGGAAUGGGGGUGGUGGUGGGAGUGGUGGAGGGGGUGGAGGUGUCGGUGGCAGCAGUGGAGGCGGAGGAGGCGGCGGCGGUGGCGGAGGGAGCGCAUGCGGCAGAGGUGGCGGAGGCGGCGGAGGUGGCGGAGGCAGCGGAGGUGGCGGAGGCGGCGGCGGCAGCGAUGGAGCUGGUCGUGGCUCUGCGCAGAGGAGUGGGUCCGGUCGCGGUGGGGGUACUGGUCUCUGCACCUACGUCCUUCGCACCGGCGACCACGCUGGUGAGCAGUGCGGGGGCCCGCACUCCACCCAGCGUUGCUUCGGCCGCCUGACGGACACGUGGCGUCACCAGUUCCCUGAGGCCUCUGAGAUCCCUCGCUAG
Closterium sp. NIES-65 is the source of this 1209-nucleotide messenger RNA. NCBI's taxonomy places the organism in Eukaryota, Viridiplantae, Streptophyta, Zygnematophyceae, Desmidiales, Closteriaceae. The record is from the annotation of a GenBank genome assembly.